This is a messenger RNA of Exophiala xenobiotica, 1554 nucleotides long. RefSeq lists its product as uncharacterized. Lineage: Eukaryota; Fungi; Ascomycota; Eurotiomycetes; Chaetothyriales; Herpotrichiellaceae. The coding region runs from base 1 to 1554 and encodes 517 amino acids. Gene Ontology annotation, molecular function: monooxygenase activity; heme binding; oxidoreductase activity, acting on paired donors, with incorporation or reduction of molecular oxygen. The record is from RefSeq and is a predicted model, not a curated record. The transcript has 2 exons.
AUGCUGCUUUCACUGCUGAUUUACUCGAUACCUGCGAUCCUUGCCUUUUCUCUUUGGAAGAACUAUUUCUCCUUGAGAUACAUUCCCGGACCAUUCGCCGCUCGACUCACAGAUUUAUAUCGUGCUCUACUGGUCUACAAGCGCGAUCCGCACGAAGUCCAUCUCACACUGCACAAGCGCUAUGGCAACGUCGUCCGGCUGGGCCCCAAUUGCGUUUCCGUCACUGGAUCCUCAGCCUACAUCCCGCAAAUCUACGGCAUCGGCAAAGGCCUAGUCAAGUCGGACUUUUACAGUGUGUUUCAGAACAUUGUGAACGGCCGUAGGGCAGCCAGUCUAGUGGCGGAGACCGACGAGAGCGCACACGCGAAGUCAAAACGGCUAAUUGCACAUGCUUACUCGCUUAGCACGCUAGUCGAGUACGAGAGUCUAGUUGAUCGGACAACGGAGGUCUUUCUGGACAUACUCGAGUCGCGGUUCGCAGUUAGCAGCAAGUCGCCUGGCAAGCUACUCGAUCUCGGACGUUAUCUCCAGUUCUACGCAUUCGAUGUCAUCGGCCAACUCACUUUCAGUCGGCGGCUGGGUUUCAUCGAGUCCGGCACAGACGUGGAUGGUAUCAUCGAAGCUAUUGGAGCAAACUUCUCCUAUUUCAGUGUGCUAGGACAAAUCCCAUGGCUCGACGAGGCUGUUUUGGGCAAGAAUCCAAUUUAUGUGAAGUAUUUCCGUAAGAGCGUGAGCUCGCCCAUUCUGAUCUUUGCGCAAGGACUGCUCAAAGAGCGAUUGAAAGACCUCGCGCAAAGUGGCGGAGAAGAGAAAGAGAACGCUCUUAACAGGCCGGACUUCCUCAGCAGAUUCCUUAAAGUCAGGAAGGAGUUGGCAGAUGGAGAUGAAGCCUUAACGGAUGCACAGAUUCUAUCAUAUCUCUUUAUGAACAUCAACGCCGGAAGCGACACUAUUGCAUCUACACUCCGAGCAAUCUUCUACCACCUUCUCAAAACCCCCGAAUCUCUUGCUCAACUCGUAGAAGAGCUUGACUCUGUCGCGAGGCAGAGAAAAAUCUCUAGACCCUGUCCUACAUGGACUGAAACACAGCACAAUCUCCCAUACCUCUGCGCUGUCAUCAAGGAGGGAAUGAGGAUGAACCCCGCGCUUUCGCUACCGCUCGAACGUGUCGUACCGAAGGAUGGAUUGGUUUUGCAGCACGAAGACGGAACCCAUACGUAUUUCCCGCCCGGGACUAUCCUAGGUAUAAAUCCAUGGGUCUUCCAUAGAUGUCCCCAUGUGUUUGGACCUGAUGCCGAGAGAUGGAAUCCGAGCCGAUGGCUGGGUGAGAAAGAGAAAGAGACGAAGAGCAUGGAACACAGCAUCUUGUCUUUCGGGGCGGGUAAGAGAUCAUGUCUGGGCAAGAACAUCGCUCUACUGGAGUUGCACAAGCUGGUUCCAGCCUUGCUCUUGAAAUUCAAGAUCGAAUUGGCCAAUCCCAGAAAAGAAUGGACGGUGGAGAAUGUUUGGGCGUUGAAUCAGACAGGCAUCGAAGUCAAUUUGACAGUGCGAUAA